AUGGGUCUCGGCGCCAAGACUCCUCUUCGACGAGUGGUCACCUACCACAAAGGAGCCACCUCGGCACUGCUCUCCGACUCCGAGCUCCAGCCCGUCUCGGCCUUUGCCAGUGACGCAGUGACUCUCUGGCAGAACUCCAAGUAUCCUGCUGAGCUCGUCGACAAAGACCCAGUUGGCUCUACGCCAGUCAUCUACACUCCUGGCUCUCUCAUCCGGGUUGUGGAUUUCCCAGCAAACUCCAAAGGACACAACCAUAGAACUGCAUCUCUCGACUACGGUAUUGUGUUUGAAGGAGAACUGGAGUUGGUUCUAGAAGACGGUUCACGAACCAUUGUUAGGGCAGGCGAUUUAGUGGUACAGCAAGCCACUAUGCACCAAUGGAAUAACCUGACUGACAAGCCGGCUCGAGUAAUUUUUGUUCUUUUGGCGUCUGAAAGGACUGUCAACGGCGUGGACGUGGGUGAAGUUGGUGUCCCUGAGAAAUACCUUCCGCAGCAUUAG
Molecule: messenger RNA, 501 nt
Organism: Fusarium vanettenii 77-13-4
Lineage: Eukaryota; Fungi; Ascomycota; Sordariomycetes; Hypocreales; Nectriaceae
Exons: 2
Coding region: 1-501 (166 amino acids)
Source: RefSeq, a predicted model, not a curated record